Sarcophilus harrisii (Tasmanian devil) is the source of this 2224-nucleotide messenger RNA. It is a transcript of the gene PTGR1, whose product is annotated as prostaglandin reductase 1. The record is from RefSeq and is a predicted model, not a curated record. Gene Ontology annotation, biological process: prostaglandin metabolic process. Gene Ontology annotation, cellular component: cytoplasm. Gene Ontology annotation, molecular function: 2-alkenal reductase [NAD(P)H] activity; 15-oxoprostaglandin 13-reductase [NAD(P)+] activity. NCBI's taxonomy places the organism in Eukaryota, Metazoa, Chordata, Mammalia, Dasyuromorphia, Dasyuridae. The transcript is spliced from 10 exons. The coding region runs from base 92 to 1084 and encodes 330 amino acids.
GUAUAAAUACACAGUGCUGUAGUGUAGUCUGCAGAACUGUUCUUGCUGAUUCUUUCUCUGGAUUGCUUAAUCUGUGAAGUGGAGCUUCAAGAUGGUUUAUGCUAAGUGCUGGACAUUGAAGAAGCACUUUGAAGGUCCACCAACCAGAAAUGACUUUGAACUAAAGGAGGUUGAGUUACCAGCCUUAAAAAAUGGAGAGGUCUUGCUUGAAGCUUUGUUCCUCAGCCUUGACCCCUACAUGAGAGUUGCUGUGAAGAAAAGUUUGAAGGAAGGUGAUAAAAUGAUGGGAAGCCAAGUUGCCAGAGUUGUGGAAAGUAAGAAUUCAGCCUUUCCAGUAGGUAGCAUUGUGGUGGCUAAUUCAGGAUGGAUAACCCACUCCAUUUCUAACGGAGAAAACCUAGAGACAUUGCCUGCUGGGUGGCCAGACACAUUACCUAUAUCUUUGGCUCUGGGGACCAUCGGCAUGACAGGCUUAACAGCCUACUUUGGCCUCCUACACAUCUGUGAUCUGAAGGAGGGAGAAACUGUGAUUGUCAAUGCAGCAUCCGGAGCAGUGGGUUCAGUAGUGGGACAGAUUGCUAAAAUCAAAGGCUGCAAAGUGGUUGGCUCUGCUGGUUCAGAUGAAAAGGUUGCAAACCUUAAAAAACUUGGCUUUGAUGUUGCCUUUAACUAUAAGACAGUAGAAUCUUUAGAAGAAACACUGAAGAAAGCUUCUCCAGAUGGCUAUGAUUGCUAUUUUGACAAUGUAGGUGGAGCAUUUACAAAUGCAGUUAUCCCUCAGAUGAAGAAAUUUGGAAGAAUUGCUAUUUGUGGAGCCAUUUCCACAUACAAUAGUGAAAAACCUCAACAAGGAAUCUAUAUUCAAUAUCCCUUUAUUUAUAAUGAGCUACGCAUGGAAGGAUUUAUUGUCAGUCGCUGGCAAGGAGAUGUCCGCCAAAAAGGCCUAAAAGACUUGUUGAAAUGGGUCUUAGAGGGCAAAAUCCAGUACCAAGAACACAUCACUGAAGGUUUUGAAAAUAUGCCAAUGGCAUUCAUAGGAAUGCUAAAAGGAGAGAAUUUGGGGAAAACAUUAGUGAAACCAUAAGAGAUCCAAGAGUACAUCACAUUGGAAAUCUGAAAAGCAUAUUAGUAUGUUUACUUCAAGUUUACUUAAACUUUAUGGAAAAGCAUACCUGUUAUCUUAAAAUACUAAAAAUCACCAAUAUAAUUAAUUCUGUGUUUAGUCAAUUUAAUAAAAUAAAUGAAAAAAUUGUUAUAUAAAAAUAACAAGUGAAAAUUCUUUAGUCAGUGAACAAUCACCAAGAUAUAAGAAUUAUAAUAACAACUUAUAUUUAACAGCAUUUUGUAAUUUCCAAAAGUCCUUUGUUCACUCACUUGUGAGGCAGAGAGUGUAAGUUUACUUCUCCCCUUUAAAGGUAAGAAAACUAAGGCUUAUAAAAAGUUUUACAUGAGAACAACUAAGAUUUAACUUUGGGAUAUUAGGGAUUACCCUGAUUUAAAAAAAAAAGACUUCAAUAAAAACGUAUCUAAAAAUAAAUAAAUAAAUAAAACCAUUAUCAUACAUUUUUAACAAGGGGCAAAGACUAAUGUAUUAAUAUAUUGUAAUAUGUAUUGUAUGUGUAAUAUGUAUUAAUAUACAUCCACAGUGUGACAGUGGAUGGAGUAUCAGCAAGGAGUCAGGAAAACACAGAUUCAAGUCCAGCUUAAGCUGGAUUUACCACUUGUAUUCUUGGACAAGUCAUUUAACUUCUAUAUGCCUCAGUUUCCUCAUCUGUAAGGGGAUUAUAAUAGUACCUACUUCUCAGGGUUGUUGUGAAGAUUAAAUUAUAUAACUGUCAAGUGCUAACCAUAGUGCCUGGCACACAAUAAGCACAUAAUGUUAAUUAUUGUUAUUUAUUAUUAAUUAGGGGUCAGAGCACAUAAUCAGUUCCAGAAGUGCCUAUAAUCCAUUACAUGAUCCCCUAUAGUCCAGAGGUCCUCAAACUUUUUAAAUAGGGGGCCAGUUCACUGUCCCUCAGACUGUUGGAGGGCUGCAUGAUAGUAAAAACAAAAACUUUUGUUUUGUGGGCCUUUAAAUAAAGGGAACAGUUUCCCUCCCUCUUCAGAUUGACUUUGUAUUCUAAGCAAGCCUAAAAAUUAUAAAAACCAAUCUGUACCCUAAAUUGAAACUCACACUAGCCCAAGAAGUCUUCCUUAGUAUACUAAUAAAUGUCUUUUCUGUUCA